AUGUUGGUGACUUCCACUGCCAGUCUCGAGAUCGGCUCAACACCUUCUGGGUCGGGAGGCCAUCACCACUUGGGAGGAAUGCCGAACUCCUCAGAACAGGUGAAGGUAGUGGAGGAGGGUCCUCACCUUGCGCUACAGUCACCUGGUGAUACAGAAGCAGUCCCGGCCGCAGCCACCAACUAUACCUGGUCGUCUCCACAGCCAAGCCACGAUCUGGAGCAACACAUCGCUAGACUUUCCGAACGGCGAGGAAGUCUUGCUCACGAGGCUGAGCUUCUAUGGGCGUGGCUAUCAGAGAAAGAAGCUCUUUAUUACAGCCAAUUCAAGUCAAUGGGAGAGUCCGACACGCCUGAAGCUCGAGAAAGACUGGCCUAUAUCAAACAACUGGGAGGUGCGCAUGCUGCGGUGUGGCGCGAAGUUACCGACUCGCACAAGAGGAUAGCGCAGCUACAAUCCCGGCUGGCUAGCGAUGCCGAUUGCGUUACCUGGCGUGCUGGGUGCUCAGAGGCAGCGCGUGAGGCGAAGCCAGAACAUGCUAUUCGAUCGUUGCAGAAACUUCAACGAAGCCUGUCUGAGCUUCUAAACUUCAGCCGCCAAAAUACAGCGGGUCCUAUGAAUUUUGUUAUCACCAAGACAGCUACUAUGUCUUCAGUGGAGGUGAUGAAUCCCAUACAGAACAAGAUGACUACGAAGAAAGAAGCCAUUGCAGACAUAGACAGAGAACUCGAGAAGGUCACGAAGCAGAUGGAACUGGAUAUCAAAGCGACCCGUCUGCUCAUAGCUGAUCUUGAAAGGGGACUGAAGUGA
Fulvia fulva is the source of this 807-nucleotide messenger RNA. RefSeq lists its product as uncharacterized. The record is from RefSeq and is a predicted model, not a curated record. Lineage: Eukaryota; Fungi; Ascomycota; Dothideomycetes; Mycosphaerellales; Mycosphaerellaceae. Bases 1 to 807 code for a protein of 268 amino acids. The transcript is spliced from 2 exons.